Messenger RNA from Achroia grisella, 1165 nucleotides. Its product is annotated as solute carrier family 25 member 35-like. The record is from RefSeq and is a predicted model, not a curated record. Bases 78 to 977 code for a protein of 299 amino acids. The transcript is spliced from 6 exons. Lineage: Eukaryota; Metazoa; Arthropoda; Insecta; Lepidoptera; Pyralidae.
CAAUACUUCUAUAGAUAUGAAUUGCUCUGUGUUCUAGAAUAUCCGUUUUAUGGAUUUGGAAGACAAUUGUUUGAAUCAUGGACUUCCUAAUUGGCGGGCUUGCCGGCGCGGGCGCAACAUUCUUCACAAACCCCAUAGAUGUAGUAAAAACACGCAUGCAACUGCAAGGAGAGUUGCGUACUCGGAACGAACACACUACCCGAUACAGAGGCAUCUUUCAGGCACUCUACGUAAUAGCGCGCACCGACGGCGCCCUUGCAUUACAGAAGGGCCUUGUACCGGCUGUAUUGUUGGGAUUCAGUAUGAACUCUGUUAGGUUAGGUAUAUAUCACAUUGCAGAAGUUCAAGGAUGGACAAGGACCAAUGAGGGGGAAGUCAGUUUAGGUAACUGUGUAUUGUGGUCAAGCGUGAGUGGCGCUUUGAGCGGGGUCGCUAGCAACCCCGUGUCUGUGUUGAAGACGAGGAUACAAGCCGCUUCCCACCCGAGCAUAGCUGUAGGAAAACAGCAUAGUUACAAAGGUUUCUGGGAUGGCUGGAAGACAAUGUAUAGGUAUGAAGGUAUGAGAGGAUUUUUGGCGGGAAUCAACGGUACCUGCACCAGAUUAGCAAUCGGCAGCGCCGCCCAGCUCACUUCGUUCUCUAUAGCUAAAGAGGCGUUGCUGAACCACGAAAUAUUGAACACCUCACCAUUUGGGCUUGCAUUCGCAGCGAGCUCAUUAAGUGGCUUCAUCGUUGCAUUUACAGUGUGCCCCUUCGACGUCAUCACCAUUCGACUUUAUAACCAGGGUUCUGGGGGAGAAACACUCUACAAAGGCGUAUGGGACUGUUUCCGAAAAAUAUACCGCACUGAAGGCUUUCGCGGCCUCUAUAAAGGCAUUGGACCUCUUUAUCUACGAAUUGCACCGCACACUACAAUAUCUCUUGUUAUUUGGGACCUGCUAAAUAAUAUGUUAACUGAAAGUGAAAAUGAAACGUAAACUCUAGUGGAGUGUUUUAUUUUUGUACUUUCUUUACAAAAAUAAUUCUCAUCUCACUGUAAGUGUAGAGUCAGUGGGAUAAGAGUUGUUGUCCUUUUAUCUUAAGAAUUGUUCCGUUCACUUAUCUCCGUUAUUGCCUCUCCGAUCUAAUCCUUAUCCUUACUUUCUUACUCAAUAAUAUAAAUGUG